Messenger RNA from Salvelinus sp. IW2-2015, 3631 nucleotides. The record is from RefSeq and is a predicted model, not a curated record. NCBI's taxonomy places the organism in Eukaryota, Metazoa, Chordata, Actinopteri, Salmoniformes, Salmonidae.
AUGUCCACAGAACCAGUCAGGAGGGAUCGCGUGUGUGUGGUGUCGCAGCGGCUUCUACAGAGCACCCGCGACGUCAACUCCUCCCUGCACAGCUCUCCCUCUGCUCCGACCUCUGUCUCCUGGGAGUAUGAGAGUGGUGAUGGUGGGGUGUCUUUGCGUUGGCGCCCUCCACUGGACAUGGGUGGUCGUAGCGAGGUGUGGUAUGGGGUGGUGUGUAGGAUUUGUCCCUCGGCCACCUUCACCGCCCCGGGGGCGUGCUCCUGGUGUGGAGAGGCGGUCACCUUCACCCCAUCCCAGACUGGCUCUCCCUCUGCUCCGACCUCUGUCUCCUGGGAGUAUGAGAGUGGUGAUGGUGGGGUGUCUCUGCGCUGGCGCCCUCCAGUGGACAUGGGUGGUCGUAGCGAGGUGUGGUAUGGGGUGGUGUGUAGGAUCUGUCCCUCGGCCACCUUCACCGCCCCGGGGGCGUGCUCCUGGUGUGGAGAGGCGGUCACCUUCACCCCAUCCCAGACUGGCAUCAAGCAGACCAAGGUCACCCUCAACAACCUGCUCACCAGAGUCACCUACCUUAUACAGGUGCAAGCGGUCAAUGAUGUCUCAGCUCUGAGUCCUUUCCCYCCUCAAUUCARCAGCAUCAAUUUCACUACUAGCCAAUCAGUGCCCUCUCUGGUCCCUAGCCUGCACCAGUUGAGUCGAGCCCCAGACUCCAUCACCCUGUCCUGGCCACAGCCUGACAGACCCAAUGGAGACAUACUGGAGUACCAGCUCAGAUACUACGACAAGGGUUCAGAUGAGGACAGUGCAGUGAGUGUGUUCAGUGAGACCAACACAGUGACUGUCAACUAUCUGGCUCCUGGCUCCAUCUACGCCUUCCAGAUCAGGGCCCGCAACGAGAGGGGCUAUGGCCCCUACAGUCAUACUAUCUACUUCACUACAUUGGCCCUGGAGGGGAGUUCUAAGCAGAUCCAGAAUCGGCUCCCUCUAUUGGUUGGUUCUGUGAUGGGCGGGGCAGCCUUCCUCCUGGUCGUUGUGGCGAUAGUGGUCGUUUUUGUGUUCCGCAGUAAGAGGAGGGAGAGCCCCUACAGUGACAGACUCCAGAGGUACAUCAGCCACAAAGGGGGGGUGAAGUACUACGUGGACCCUUCCACCUAUGAGGACCCCAGUGAGGCGGUCAAGGAGUUUGCCCGUGAGAUCGACCCCUCUCACCUCAAGAUAGAAGAGGUGAUUGGUGCAGCCCAGUUUGGGGAGGUGUCUCGGGGGCGCUACCGCCCCCUGGGUCGUAGGGAGGUGCUGGUGGCGGUGAAGACGCUACGCUGGGGCGUGACAGACAGAGAGAAGGCAGUGUUUAUGACCGAGGCGGGGGUGCUGGGUCAGUUUGACCACCCCAACGUGCUGAAGCUGGAAGGGGUGGUCACACAAAGCCCACCAGAGAGGAUCAUCACUGAGUUCAUGGAGAAUGGACCACUGGAUGCCUUCCUCAGGGAGAAUGAGGACCAGUUCAGUGUUCUCCAGCUGGUAGGGAUGGUGAGGGGUGUUGGGGCUGGGAUGAGGUACCUCUCUGAGAGGAACUUUGUCCACCGGGACCUGGCUGCUAGGAACGUGCUGGUCAACUCUAACCUGGUGUGUAAGGUGUCUGACUUUGGGCUGUCGCGCCUCAUGAGGGGUCUGGACCARAACAUGCCCACCUACACUGCCUCACUGGGCAGUAAGAUUCCUGUCAGGUGGACAGCCCCGGAGGCCUUCCAGCAUCGCAAGUUCAGCUCAGCUAGUGAUGUCUGGAGCUUCGGAGUGCUCAUGUGGGAAGUGAUGUCAUAUGGCGAGCGGCCAUACUGGGACAUGAGCAAUCAGGAAGUAAUGAAGGCGGUAGCAGACCAGUACCGUCUCCCAGCCCCAAAUAACUGUCCUCCAGCGCUCCACUCCCUGAUGCUGCAGUGUUGGCAGGCUGAGAGGGGCGACCGGCUAGGCUUCGACUCCCUCCUCUCCUCCCUGGACAGGCUCAUACGACACCCUGCCUCCCUCAAGGCAGAGCAUCCCCGCUCCACCCAGCCACUGCUGAGUCCCACCCCCACAGACCUGUCGUCAGUGGCGACGGUCAGUGAGUGGCUGACAGCGUUGAGGAUGGACAGGUAUAAGGACCAGUUUGAGAGGGCACAUCUGGACACACUGGACCGAGUCAGCAGGGUAACCAUGGAGGAUGUGCAGAACCUGGGGGUGGACCUGUUGGGACACCAGAGGAAGAUCACCAAUGCAGCCCAGCAGCUCAGAACUCACCUCACCCAGGGCCAGGUGGAGGUCUAGAACCCACCAAGCACCUGAGAGCUUCACAGGAAGUAACAGAGAGGUGCACUAUUGGAGCUGUAGUCCAAGGCAAAGCAAGAUCUGGGAGGAGAGUUGCUGAGGAGGAACAGGAAGAUUUGAAGGGGAAAAGUCUUAAAAAAUGUGUUUUAUUUCACUUGUUUGCUGUUGUUACCAUUCUAACUCUCUUUUUGCCAGUCUCUACUUCUCUCUUCCUCCUCUCUUUCCCUCACUCCUCCCACAUUGUCUCACUACUGUCCCUCCCUCUUUCACUCGUGUCACCACCCUCAAUAAAUGAAAACAGUGAACAUUUAUUUUUUACCCAAACAUAGGGAUCUCCCGUCACAAGCAAUUGCAUAGACAAUCAAAAGUGAUUUUACUGAUUCAUGUUGAUAUCAUGAACACUGUUCAUGAUUAUUUGUUAAGCUACAUCACAUCAUAUGUACUGAAAUCAGAAAAUGGCAACCCUUGUUGACUAAACAUUAGCCAAUGGUUUCUCCCAUCGGUCACUAGCCUGGUCACAUCUGGGGAUUAUUCCAUUAGACUCAAGAAAUGUGGUUGUAGUUUACAUCGUGGCAGAAUGGAGUCACCCACCAUUGAGCAGCACCCUCCUCUGUGUAUAUUUCACAGUUCACAUUCCUUUUUUUAUAGAUAAAGUCACUGGGUCAUUUGAGCAUUGUGAAUGUGAAAUGACUAUGUGAUCUGAUUGCCCAUCGAAGUAAGGAAGGCGAUGUUAUGCUUCGUGAGUAUUCUGUGUCUGUUUGUGUUGAUGUGUGUAUGUUGUAUGAGGAGUGUGUGUAUGUGUGUGGGGGGGGUGAAGAAAUCCCCACCAACUGAGGCGGGUCACCAUUCCUUGUCACUCCUCUUUGAACUAUCCGUCCGGCUAACAAAAUCACAGUUUCCCUGUAACAAUAAAUCCAUAACACUUAGAGUACAAUAAAACAUAUCAACAUUUGUAACAUGACAAUUUAAUUCACACAGUAACUUUAAUUUAAUCCGUCUUCACACCUCCAAUGGUGUCCACGCUCCCAGGGUUCUGUGGGAACGUCCCUCCCCGGAGAAAGCCUAAGAUAAGGUGUGUUUGACCCCUUUGAUAGCCCACAGAUGGUCAGCCAUCCAAACAGUGUCAUAAAUUGGAAUUUUGUCAUCACUCUGGACCUCGGCGCCUACACGUCUCCAGUAAUGAGUUUCACCUUCUCUCAUUCUUGUGUGUGUGUAUGAGUGUGUGUGUGUAUGAGUGUAUGCACAUGAGUAAGUAUGUUUAUUUGUAUGUGUUCACCACUAUUCCACUGUUGUGCAAAUUUGUAAAAUAAAGAAUAUGAUUUUAUUUAAAUCACUG